AUGUCGUUCCCGGAAAAGUUCCAGGAUUUGUUGAAGGAGUGGGCACCAGCGCUUGUGAUUCCCCUUUCGCUUUAUGUUGCUUACAAACUGCUCAACAGAAUCAUCCCAGGAGCUCAUAAUCUGCCAAAGUUAGAUGUCAAGAACAAAGUUGUUGUGAUCACCGGAGCUAGUUCAGGUCUUGGAAAGAGUCUCGCUUUCGAAUUGUACAAACGAGGAGCGCAAGUCAUCCUGCUUGCAAGAAGUACGGAUAAACUGAAGGAAAUUUGUGAGGAGCUCAAAGAAACUUUCCCUCUUAACCAGAACGAGCCAACUUACUACUAUUUCGACAUCACCGAUCCAGAGCAAGCACCAUGGGCGGAGAUCCCAAGAGUUGAUAUUCUCAUCAACAAUGCUGGAAUGGCUAAUCGCGGAUCUUGUGCUGACACUUCUAUGGCUAUCCAUAGACAAGCCAUGGAGACCAACUAUUUUGGACACGUCCACGUCACCAACAGCUUGCUCUCAAAGUUGAGCCCGGAUGGUUGUAUUGUAGUGACUAGCAGUGUUCAAGGAAAGGUUGCGAUUCCGUACCGAGGAUCGUAUGGCGCUAGCAAGCAUGCACUUCAAGCAUAUUUUGAUUGUCUUCGUGCCGAGCAUAAGAAUCUUCAUAUCCUCGUCGUUUCGGCUGGUUACAUCAACACUGGAUUCGGAUCUAGAGCUAUUGACCCAUCUGGCAAGGUGGUCGGAGUUGAGGAUGAGAAUCAGAAGAAAGGUUACACACCGGAACAUUGCGCUCGCUUGAUUGUCAAUGCGAUUCGAGACCGUAAAACCGACUACAUCAUGGCUCAUGCGGAUGCUCGUUUCGCAGUGUUUCUCAGAUACUUCUGGCCAACACUUCUCAACUACUCCUUGUACAUCCGAGGAACCAAGGAUCAAUGGGCACCAAAGAAUAAGAAGGAGUAA
Caenorhabditis remanei is the source of this 939-nucleotide messenger RNA. RefSeq lists its product as uncharacterized. Gene Ontology annotation, cellular component: membrane. The transcript has 6 exons. Gene Ontology annotation, molecular function: oxidoreductase activity. The record is from RefSeq and is a predicted model, not a curated record. The coding region runs from base 1 to 939 and encodes 312 amino acids. Lineage: Eukaryota; Metazoa; Nematoda; Chromadorea; Rhabditida; Rhabditidae.